CGACGCCGCUAUGGUGUAAUGAGACCUCGCAAGGCGAAUUCGUCAAAUUGUGAUCUCAUUCCUAUUUAUCUCCAUGAUCGAAAGGGUUCAUCUCGCAGAGCUGGUUAAGAUGAUAAACAUUGUUGAAGAUCAUAUUAAUCGAACACUGAUCAUCACAUAAUCGGAGAUCAUUUGUGUGAAGUUGCUUCUGUGAAAAUAGACUUGGCCACACUGUACGAAACCCAUUUUAGCAAAUAAUGUUUUCACUCCGUCGAAGGGACGUUUCCCGACGGAGAGAGAGAGUGAGAGGGGGGAGAGAGAAAAUGUUGUUUUUCAUCACAGAAGGCCCUCUGGAUUCUCACUCCAUUAUAACAGGAAACAAAUGGAGACCGGUGCAAGUAUAGUUACUGGAACUUGGUAUAUCAAAGUUGGUGGUGUGCAUGGGUGGAAUCUUCAGUGCGAAUUGACGAGUAGGCAGGGGCGAAGGUACAAUAAUGUUGGACGGACAUGAUUUAACGAAUUUGGGUUACAAUGGUUGAGAGAGCAGAUGGGGCUGGUACAUCAAGAACCAGCACUGUUUUCCACUAGCAUUUCUGGGAACAUUCUUGUGUAUGGUAAAGAUGAAGCAGAUAUGGAUCAAAUCGCUGAAGCUGCAAAUGCACAUUCUUUUGUUCAACAUUUGCCUGAUGGUUAUCAUACUCAGGUUGGAGAAGGGGGAACUCAGCUCUCUGGAGGGCGGAAACAGAGGAUUGCUAUCGCAAGAGCGAUUUUGAGAAACCCAAAGAUUCUACUUCUUGAUGAGGCCACAAGUGCUCUUGAUGCAGAAUCAGCACUCAUUGUUCUACAAGCAUUGAAUACAGCAAUGUCCAAUGGCACAACGAUAGUUGUUGCACACAGAAUAUCUACUAUCCAUGAUGUAGAUUCGAUCAUUGUCCUGAAAAAUAUAUGGACAGGUUGUCAUUCAGAGCUGAUAUCCAAAGGUGGAGAGUUUGAAGUGCCCCAGGCGCACAACAUUACACCUAGGCGCAUCUUCAGAAUUUCAAAAAUUGAACAAAUUUUUGGGUCUUGCCACGGACACUCUCGAACUCCGAUUUGCACAAGGUUUGAUCCGUUGAAAAACUCAUCUAGCAUACUUUCUAACCAAUUUAGUUUGGUACACAUGAAACUUUCAAAUUUCUUUGAAGCUUAUGGAUGUGGGCAUGUGGCAAAGAAAGAAUUGAAGCAGAAAUCUUAUGGAAAUUUCAAAGAUACUGAAGAUAGCAGAAAUCUUCUUGCAACUGAACUUAAGCUAAAAGCUCUACUCAAAGGCAGAAGUUAA
Messenger RNA from Rhododendron vialii, 1297 nucleotides. Its product is annotated as ABC transporter B family member 14-like. Gene Ontology annotation, cellular component: membrane. The record is from RefSeq and is a predicted model, not a curated record. NCBI's taxonomy places the organism in Eukaryota, Viridiplantae, Streptophyta, Magnoliopsida, Ericales, Ericaceae. The coding region runs from base 527 to 1297 and encodes 256 amino acids. The transcript is spliced from 5 exons. Gene Ontology annotation, molecular function: ATP binding; ATP hydrolysis activity; ATPase-coupled transmembrane transporter activity.